CCUGUUGGGGACAAUGCCAGAUUGUUUACAUCGGAGGUCGGUGUCUUAUGUCGAUCUCUGAUCCCUACCACCACCCCCCGUUGGGUAGACGUGACAGAUGAUGUGCGGCAGCACAUUCGUCAGCGCCUUACGGAUAAAUUUAUCUUGGAUUUGAGUGUUCCGUACAUUUCCCAUGCCGUCGAUGACAUGAUCAAGGAGCGGUUUAAGGAAUACCGCAGUGAUUUACACCAGCGGUACAAGCGGUGCAGGAGCCUCGAGGAGGCCGUAUUGACCGCACCGCCGCACGUGACCAUUGACGAUUGGCGGAUACUCUAUGAGAGAUUUUCGUCUGAGUCUUUUCAGAAGAGGAGCAAAAUAAAUUCUGCGAACAGGGGAAAGUUGGAAGUGAACCACAUAGCCGGUUCAAAGUCAUUUGUACAACUUCGUCGCGACAUGCGAGAUUCCGUCACUGGACAGGAGCCCGGACCAGUAGACUUCUACAGAGAGACUCAUUGUCGGCAGGCGACGGGAUCUUGGGUACAUCCUACAGCCAGCGAGAAUUGGGCGGCGAUGGACGCCAUACGCAGUCAGCCCACUCCCGAUGGUACUCAGCGGAGUGAGCCAGAGAUCCUGAGCGAGGUGCUUGGCACACGUUCUGGAUAUGUGCGUGGGCUUGGCCAUGGUGCCAAGCUCAUGGCACCCGCUAGAGUUGCAUCCAGCUGAUCCGUCGCUGGCGAGAGCGCCAUACGCCGAGCUAAUAUCGCAGAGAAAGAGGUUCAACAUCUACGGGGCGCCGUCGACGAGAUCAAAGACCAACUGGCGAGGCAGAAGGAGGAGCAUGAGAGGCAGAAGGAGCAGGAGAGGCAGAGGGAGGAGCAAGAGAGGAGGAUGGAGGAUAUGCGGGUGGAGCAUGAGCGAUGGAUGCAGGAGAUAUUACAGGUUCUCGCUGCAUGCUUACCCAUCGAUGCCCCACC
Magnolia sinica is the source of this 953-nucleotide messenger RNA. RefSeq lists its product as uncharacterized. The coding region runs from base 187 to 702 and encodes 171 amino acids. The record is from RefSeq and is a predicted model, not a curated record. The transcript has 5 exons. NCBI's taxonomy places the organism in Eukaryota, Viridiplantae, Streptophyta, Magnoliopsida, Magnoliales, Magnoliaceae.